GCCAACUCCCUCCCCUGGGUGUCCCAGACCCCUUCCAACCCAACUGAAGCCCUUUCACAAUCAACUCUUGUAAGAAAUCGUAUAGCCUGUCAUCAAGGAAGCUCGCCAACUCCACUUUUUCAAACAGUUGCUGCGUUAGCAAAGGGUACAGAGCGAAUGGCACAUGAGAUGACCCUUUUGUCUGCUGAGGUCCGUACCCUUCGCGCUGCAAAUGAAGCCCUAAGUAAACGCCGUAGGGCUAAAAAGACUCGUGUCCGCCAAGGAGGGGCACUUAUAGUAGAGGAUGUGCAGGAUAUGUUAGCUCAGGAGGAUGUAGAUGAGCAAGUACGACGCGACAUGCGUGAGGCGGGGUUGGUUAUAAGGAGGGGCAACCUUCUAGGCGGCGCUGUAGAACUUGUGGAAAAGCUGGUCAUAGCGCGCGAACUUGNCGCGACAUGCGUGAGGCGGGGGUUGGUUAUAAGGAGGGGCAACCUUCUAGGCGGCGCUGUAGAACUUGUGGAAAAGCUGGUCAUAACGCGCGAACUUGUCAAGAAGUUAUAGAUAUAUCUAGUUCGUCAGAUAUAGAGAGCGAUAAU
Molecule: messenger RNA, 575 nt
Organism: Hymenoscyphus albidus
Lineage: Eukaryota; Fungi; Ascomycota; Leotiomycetes; Helotiales; Helotiaceae
Source: the annotation of a GenBank genome assembly